AUGUCGGGGCAGGGACAGCAACAGCAACGGCGCGGGGAUGCCAUGCGCCCCCAGCCAACGCCCGAUCGCACAAAGUCACAAUCGCAGGCUCAGACUCCUGUGCUCUCGGUCGAAUCAUCCAAUCCAUCAGCUCAACCUACUUCCGCUUCACAAACCCCAAGUUCGCCUGCGCAGACCCCUCUGUUCCGAGUCCCUCAAUCUCCUCACAUAGGCGGCAGUGAGUCUACUGCAAAAGUGGGAAAAGUUGCGAUACCAAGACUGAAGAGAGCUAUCGAUGUUGCUGGUGAAGAUGCGGUCAGAUCCGGGAGCAGGCACAGAGUUAACCAUGCUUGCGAACCAUGUCGCCACAGAAAGACGAAAUGCAGCGGCGAGAGACCUGUCUGUAGACACUGCCAGGACUUCAAGAUAACAUGUUUCUACGCGGAUGGGAAGCGAGAUAGAGUCAAGAAGCAAUUCGGAACUAUGACCGAGAAGGUGACCGACUACGAAAAACUCCUGAGGGCACUCAUGGACAGAGUCGACGAGGCAGACGCAAGACUGAUUCGUGCAUCGUUGGAGAAGGAGAUGUACGAUGCCGAAGAAACCGCCACAGAUGGUGGUACAUUGGACACGGUGUCUGCGAUACCCAGUAUCGAAAGAGAAGAUUCCCGCUCCGGCGCCGAAUCAGAGGUUUCCGCUGGUGCUGGCUCGACGGGUGCUCUCGAUAGGACCGAUGAGGAUUUCACCCGCGAACAGGCCAGGGCCACCGGAUACAUGGGGAAGAACUCUGAAAUUACCUGGCUCCAACGUUUGCGCGAGGAGAACCAGUUCGGGGAUCGCCCACAAGACAUGCUGGGCGACGAGAGACAACGAAAAGUAGCAGACGCAUCUGUCACCUCAUUUUCCUCGAUGCGUCCCCCGGGAGAUGCCCAACUCCCUCUGGCUGAAGCAGAAGAAGGCUGGACCAUCAACGACUACAACUACCACCUGGACGACACAUCUAUCUUCACCUUCGAAGCCGUUGACCCGUAUGAGCUACCAACACCAGAGGUUGCCAAUCAUUUGUUUAAUGCAUACAUGGAACGAGUCCAUCCUAGCUUUCCCGUCAUUGGGAAAGUCAAUCUGAGGGCUCAAUUCCGAAAGUUUAUCGGUGGGACUGUGCAGAGACCGCCUGAGAAAUGGCUGGCUAUUCUGAACAUGAUCUUCGCCAUCGCUGCAAGAUAUUCCCACCUUAUCAAGGCAGACUGGAGAGGCGACGAGCGCGAUCACCUGAUUUAUUUUACGCGAGCCCGACUUUUGACCAUGAGUUCAGAGACUUUGUUCCAACAUCCGGACCUCCAACAUAUCCAGGUAUUGGGACUGAUGUCAUUCUACCUGCUAUGUGUCAGUCAAGUGAAUAGGGCAUGGCUUCUCAUCGGCGUGGCAAUCCGGGCUGCUACCUCGCUGGGUAUGAAUAUGCGCAACGACAGUGCCAAUCUGAAAAAUUCGCUCAAAGAAAUUCGCUAUCGCGUAUGGUGGGCCCUUUACUGCCUGGAGCACCGGCUCUGUAACAUGACAGGCAGAGUUAAUUGCAUCCUUGACGAACAUUGCACAACACCACUUCCCAUUCCGUUAGAGGAAGAAUUGUUCGACUCGGAGGACGGUCAGAAACUCUUGAGCAAGGAAAGACAGCAAGGCGAUCGAGCUCCCGCGUCAAACACACAGACGCCCAGCGCUACCAACUCAACUCCUUCGACAGAUCGUUCUCGCUCUCAAACAAAGGUCGAUUCACGGUCGCCCUCCAUGCCUACCAAUCAAGGAGACAUGGAAUGGGCAAGAGACUUCCCACCCAACGGAUCCCUCUACUUCCUGCAUUUGGUGCAACUGAGUCGAAUGUCUCAAAACAUUUUUCAUCGACUGUACAAUCCCACAUCUGUCACAGGUACCUGGUCCGACAUCCAGGCCAAGAUCCAAGAGCUUGACGAGCAGCUUGAGAGAUGGUACAGGAGACUCCCACAAGCAUUUGCAUUUCGGAGAAAGCAGCGUGAACGUGGCUCGUACGAAUAUCGCCUAAGUCUUGGGUUUUUCUACUACGGCGCGAAGAUGACCAUCCACCGACCAUGUCUUUGCCGCCUUGACCGCAAGAUCCCGCACCAAUCUACGAAGUCACUCGAGUUCAAUCGCAACUCUGCUGCGGCUUGUGUCAAGGCUGCCAUGGAGAUGCUGGCAUCCAUUCCCGAUGAGCCGAAUGCCAUUGGUUUAUUGAGAGUUGGACCUUGGUGGAAUAUCCUGCAUUGGCUCGUUCAAUGUACUUCAGUGCUGAUGCUCGAAAUCACAUUCCGUGCUAAUCACAUGCCCGAAGAGGUCGACAGUGUUUUGGAAGCCAGCAAAAAAGGAAUUCGCUGGUUGCACGCUCUUGGUGAAGAUAGUUCAUCGGCAAGACGAGCUUGGGCGAUCUGUAUCCCGAUGCUGCGAGAGUCUGCGAAGAAGGUCGGCCGCGAUGUUGACGAUGUACCACUGUUACCACCCGGUAAGCCUGAGACCCAACCGCAGGACGCUAUGAUGCCGGAUAUGUCUAGCCAGAACUUUUCAUACGACGCCAACAUCUUUACGACUCAACCAACCUCGACUUCGAUGUACACCACGAUGCCGCAGAAUGUCCAACAGUUGCCGACUUCACAAGCCUUCUCGAUGUACGAUCCCAUGAUGGCAUUUGACCAAUACUUCCCGGCGGAAUUCCAAGUCGAUGGGCCUAUGCAGUUUCAGCAGAAUCCGGAUCCAGAGAUGGAGUUCAUGAGCAACGCUUUUCAUGAUGACCAGCAUCACCCUCAAGGAGGCCAGAACAGCCGAAAGGACCCUGGGUAUAGUUAG
Exophiala xenobiotica is the source of this 2829-nucleotide messenger RNA. RefSeq lists its product as uncharacterized. NCBI's taxonomy places the organism in Eukaryota, Fungi, Ascomycota, Eurotiomycetes, Chaetothyriales, Herpotrichiellaceae. Gene Ontology annotation, molecular function: DNA binding; zinc ion binding; DNA-binding transcription factor activity, RNA polymerase II-specific. The record is from RefSeq and is a predicted model, not a curated record. Gene Ontology annotation, biological process: DNA-templated transcription; regulation of DNA-templated transcription. The transcript has 4 exons. The coding region runs from base 1 to 2829 and encodes 942 amino acids.